Molecule: messenger RNA, 1272 nt
Organism: Entamoeba dispar SAW760
Lineage: Eukaryota; Evosea; Mastigamoebida; Endamoebidae
Exons: 1
Coding region: 1-1272 (423 amino acids)
Source: RefSeq, a predicted model, not a curated record
AUGAAAUUAGGAUAUAAUGAAAUAAUGAUAACAUCAAUGUACUUUGAUGAUAUUGAAGAUUUUAUUAAUUUAGAAAUGGGAGUUAAAAGAUUUCAAGGAAAUGUGGAACGAUUUCAUUUUAAUCCAAUUCCUUUAAAUUAUUGUUCAAGAAAAUUAUUUACUAAUAUUGAAACAUUUCAUAUUUAUAAUAGAAGUGAUGAAAUAUUUAAUGAUGGAAAAAUAUUUAAAAAAGUAAUAUGGUAUUUAGUAAGUUAUUCAACAUAUUUACAAGAAAAAGAACAAGGAAAUAUCUGUAAAAAUAUAGUAUAUACACAAUAUGAUAGAAAAUUAUAUGGAAAUACAAUACCAUCAGAAGUUAAAUCACUUGGAGAUUAUUGUUUUAAAGAUUGUUAUGAACUAACAACAAUUAAUAUACCAUCAACAAUUAUUAAAUUAGGAGAUAAUUGUUUUGAUGCAUGUAAAUCAUUAAAAUCAAUUACUAUACCAACAACAAUUAGUAAAAUAGGAAAUGAUUGUUUUGAAGAAUGUUAUUCAUUAAAAUCAAUUAAUAUACCAUCAUCAAUAAGUAAAAUAGGAUUUGAUUGUUUUGAUGGAUGUACAUCAUUAACAUCAAUGAACAUAGAAAAUCUACAAUUUAUUAGUAAAAAAAGAAUAUUUAUGAAUGAACCAGUGUUAAUUAGUAUUGAAAUACCAGAUAAUAUACAAAUAAUCAAUGGAAAGAAUAUUGAAAAGAAAGAUAUUAAUAAAUUUAUUAUUCCAUCUUCAAUUACUAAAUUAGGUGAUUAUUGUUUUAGUUAUUAUCCAUCAUUAACAUUAAUUAAUAUACCAUCAUCAAUCAUUGAAUUAGGAUAUGGUUGUUUUUAUGAAUGUUCAUCAUUAAAAUCAAUUAAUAUACAAUCAUCUGUUAGUAAAUUAGGAAAUUAUUGUUUUUCUAGAUGUACGUCAUUAAAAUCAAUUAAUAUUUCUUCAUCAAUUACUAAAUUAGGAUAUGAUUGUUUUGAAGGAUGUAGAUCAUUAACAUCAAUUAAUAUACCAUCAUCUAUUAUUAAAAUAGGAAAAUGUUGUUUUAGAAGAUGUAAAUCAUUAAAAUCAAUUAAUAUACCAUCAUCAAUUAAAGAAAUAGGAAACAGUUGUUUUUAUCAAUGUUCAUCAUUAAUAUCAAUUGAUAUACCAUCAUCAAUUACAUUAUUUGGAGAUGGAUGUUUUUAUGAGUGUGACUGUGAAGAAGAAUUAAAAAAGAAUGAAAGAAUACCAACAGAUUGUUUUAAAUGA